AGAGCACGUUCCGAGUGACGUUGCAGAAAUGCAGCCGAGGUCUUGGCCUGAGCGUUUCCGGUGGUGGUACCGCUGGUCCAGUUAGGGUGAAAAGACUGUUUCCUCAACAACCUGCGGCCUUGUCUAACAAACUUCAACCGGGUGAUAUACUUCUUACUGCCAAUGGAAUUGCUUUGACUGGUCUCACCAACUAUGAAGCCCUCGAGGUUCUACGAACGACACCCAGCACCGUAGAACUGGUGGUGUGUCGACUUCCAGGCGAUACGAAUGUCACACCACCGGGUGCACCACCGCCACCCCCGGCUAGACGAGAACCACCACCACCCUUACGGAUUCUUAACCCUCUACCGCCUCUUCAAAUCGAACCCUGCGGCGAGUUCGACAUAGAAAUGACGAAGGUCGAUGGUAGCCUGGGUUUUACCCUGAGGAAGGCAGACAGCAGUGCGUUAGGUCAUUAUGUGAGAGCAUUAGUGCGAGAACCAGCGUUAAGUGACGGCCGAAUUCGACCCGGAGACAAAAUAGUUGCUGUAGAUGGUGCUCCAUUGUCGCCCAUGAGCCACGAAGAGGCUGUCCAAUUGUUGCGACAAUGUGGACCAACCGUGAAGCUUCGACUUUACAGGGAUCUGGCGCAAACUCCUGUCUCUGCGCUUUCUCCGACCGAACCUGAUCAUCCGCUCCGUCCACCGCGAACAAGUUUGAGGCAAGAAGCCGUAGAUAUGCUUUGCGAUCUAGCAGUUCGAAAACUCUCACCAGGUACAUCAAGUGGUUCUAGUUGUAAACAAUCACCUGGAGCAUCUUGCAAUUCGCCAAGAAGGCUUCGUCGACUUGCCACGCGUACACCUAAUACCGAUAAUGAUCAAGAAACUCUGGAGAAGCAUUCAAGCGUGCAAACGACAUCGACGGCCAGCCAAGCAGAGACAUCCGAUUCCGACCAGUGUUCGAUCAGAACGCAGAUAACGAAUUCCCAACCGAACACACCUGGAACAGACAUAAUCGAUCCGCCACCGCUGUACGACGUUUGCGAUUCCAGUGAUUCUUCGAAGGCACCGGCGCGACCGAGUUUUCUCGACUUAUCAGCACCCCAGGGAAAGCCUCAUUUUCAGUUCUGCAGCCAAGACUCUGAUGUGGAGUAUCCUGGAGGCGGGCCGAUUAUCGGUGAGGAUGAAGGGAAUAACGGAACGGAGACCGAUUACGAGAGAAGAACGAUAAACGCGUUGUCCAGCGACGAACACGACAAUGAUCUACCCUCGGAACCGGCCUCGAUGCCACCGGUACUCUCCUCGACGAGUAGCUCGAGUACAACCGCGUUCAGUUACAAGAAUCCCGCUUAUCAGAGCGCCAAUCCAGCCUGUAGCGCAGGUAUCGAUACCAUGACGAAAAACAAGGCUACCCAUUCAAGUGACCAAGACAUACCAGGAAAAAUAUUGGGAACGGAUGAUCCUGGUGGCAGUAAAGGUUUGUUGAAGUGGAAAGGCGUGAUGUUUGCUCCAGAUGAUGGAAUAGAUAAAGCCAAAAACAAAGACGAGAAAGUCGGAAAAGACACUACCGAUUCAGCUAUUCCCAAUACAGAUCUUGAACAAGGAACUGAGGUGUUCAUGGUAGAGCUGACACGUGGGUGGAACAGCCGACUAGGAUUCAGUUUACAACCGGAAGGAAACCACACUGUUAUAUCAGUGGUCCAUCCCGACAGUGUAGCAGCCAAAGACGGAAGGCUCAAACAAGGAGAUGUGCUCAUGAUGGUAAACGACGAAAGCGUGGAACAUAUGUCAACAGCUGAUAUAAUUGAUCUGUUACGUAAAAUAAGAGGUUCCAUAGGUAUUACGGUGAUGAGACGAAGCAAACGAGAAAAUAUAACGUGACGCUAAUCACGUUAAGUAUAAUUGAAGAGCCUUAAAGAAGAAAGAGAAAGAACUCUCGAAUUACGAAGAUCAAUCUCAUAACGAAAAUCAAUACCUUGCAAUUUGUUUAUUAGUUUGUUAACAGAUAAUCUAUGAGAUGAUUCUGCAUAAAUAAACAUAGAAGCAAACGUGGCGCUCGAGUGCAAUACACAUACAACCUGUAUAUUAGCUUUGUAAAUAUCUACGAAAAUUGAAGCCUUAAACAUGCUGUGUUGAUUUUAUUACUUGUAAAAAAUGCUUCGCUACUUUUCGCAUCACGAGAUGUAAUAAUUAAAAUACUUAACUAAACAUGUUGAAAUAUCAAACUGUGUUUAUUGUAUUUCUCUGAUUCUUAAAUUAAGUAGUAAUGCUUAAAUGUAAAUUAUUGGAUCUAGCAGGAUUUAUGCUUCGAAACGAUUUCUCAAAAAACUCGUUCAAAGUAAUAAAACUAUUAUAAGAACUAGAGAAAUGUAAAGGUCAUUGGCGUAACUAAAAUUUUCAUCUAGGUUGAGCCAGGUUUUCUGCUGGUACGAAUUGGCUAUACUAGACAUGAUCAAUUGACACUAAACAAUAAAAAAUGAAUAAUAAAUAUUUGACAAUUACGGAAUUACGAAAUGUGGAGACACUGAAUUUAGAAAUGUAAAAAUUUGGAAAAUUGAAAAUUUUCAAACGUACAAAUUUGAGAACGGACAUUUGGAAAUAUCGAAACUUAAAUUUCUCAAAAUAUGAAAAUUUAUUUUUUAACUUGCACCGUUUACCAUUUAGUUGCACCAAUGGUAAAAAAAGGAGAAAAACACAUAAUUGCAAUGCAGUUAUAUAUUCAAUAAAUGAAAAAAUAUAGUUAGAAUUUGUAUUUUU
This is a messenger RNA of Megachile rotundata (alfalfa leafcutting bee), 2735 nucleotides long. RefSeq lists its product as uncharacterized. Gene Ontology annotation, molecular function: protein binding. The record is from RefSeq and is a predicted model, not a curated record. NCBI's taxonomy places the organism in Eukaryota, Metazoa, Arthropoda, Insecta, Hymenoptera, Megachilidae.